Lagopus leucura (white-tailed ptarmigan) is the source of this 2393-nucleotide messenger RNA. RefSeq names its product neuromedin U receptor 1 (gene NMUR1). Gene Ontology annotation, molecular function: neuromedin U receptor activity. The record is from RefSeq and is a predicted model, not a curated record. Bases 549 to 1874 code for a protein of 441 amino acids. The transcript has 3 exons. Gene Ontology annotation, cellular component: plasma membrane. Gene Ontology annotation, biological process: G protein-coupled receptor signaling pathway. NCBI's taxonomy places the organism in Eukaryota, Metazoa, Chordata, Aves, Galliformes, Phasianidae.
GCCCGGAGACCUCGAGCAGCCGCCGGCUCCUUCUGCGCCCUCCCUGCAGAAUUCCGUCCAACUCCGGCCCCCGCGCCCGCUAGUGUCGGCAGAGCAGCGCUGAUCGAUGCCUCCUUCGCUACGCAAAUGGCAAAUCAGCGCGUUGUGAAGGCUGCUGGUGGGGAUGGAGACGGCCGUGCUGCCCUCCCCCGGGACUCUCUCGAGUCAAUGGAGUUUAUGACUUUAACGUAUUUCCUCUCCCCUCCUGAAGAGCAUCUCCUCCGCUGUGCCGCUUUGCCGGCGAGGUUCCAGCCCCCGGUCUGGGAUCUGGGUUUGGGGACGGGAGGAAGCCCCCCGGGAGCCCCUCGCUGACGGAGGAGAGCAGCAGCUGGCGGAGAGGGGCAGCGGGCUGCCGAGAGCGGAGCUCCAAGUGGAAAGCAGGAUUCCUUUCUCCUGCCUCUUAAGGCAGCGACGUCUCCAUCCCCUCCUUUGCUCCCUCCCCGUCCAACCCCGUCUGAUAUAGGGGUACUGGGACCUCAUCCUGCAUCCGGAGCUUCCCAGAGAGACCCAUGAAUCCUUACAUCAACUGCUUCAGCCCUGAGCUCCCCCUGUCCCAGCAAGACUUCCCCAUGGAGCCCCCCAGCCCCGACCUCUGCAACAGGACUCACUCUGACGCUUUAUUCGACCCCAAAGACGCCAACCUGACGGAGGAGCAGCUGCGACAUAAAUACUUAGGGCCUCGGAGAUCCAACUUCUUCAUCCCUGUCUGCGUGAUCUACCUGCUGAUCUUUGCUGUGGGGGCAGUGGGCAACACACUCACCUGCAUCGUCAUCCUCCGGCACCGCUUCAUGAGGACACCCACGAAUUACUACCUGUUCAGUCUGGCUGUGUCUGACCUGCUGGUGCUGCUGCUGGGAAUGCCGCUGGAGCUGUAUGACAUGUGGAGCAAUUACCCCUUCCUGCUGGGGGCUGGGGGCUGUUACUUCAAGACGUUGCUCUUUGAGGCCGUCUGCUUCGCUUCCAUCCUCAACGUCACCGCCCUGAGCGUGGAGCGCUACAUUGCUGUGGUGCACCCACUCAAAGCUAAGUAUGUGGUGACCAGGAACCACGCCAAGAGGGUCAUCAUCACCAUCUGGGUGGUGUCAGUCAUCUGCUCCAUCCCCAACACCAGCAUCCAUGGGCUGCAACCUCUCUAUGUGCCUGGCCGGGGCCGCGUGCCUGAUUCAGAGAUCUGCACCCUGGUGAAGCCACGCUUGACCUACAAUCUCAUCAUCCAGAUCACUACCAUCGUCUUCUUCUUCCUGCCCAUGGGGACCAUCAGCAUCCUCUACCUGCUCAUCGGCCUGCAGCUCAAGAAAGAGAAGAUGCUGGAGGCCCUGGGGGCCAAGUCCAGUGGUGACAAUGACUAUCACAGAGUCCAGGGACAGAAGAAGGUGAAGAGGAGGCAGGUCACGAAGAUGCUGUUCGUGCUGGUGGUGGUGUUUGGGAUCUGCUGGGCCCCCUUCCACACCGAUCGUCUCGUCUGGAGCUUCAUCUCCACCUGGACUGGCCCCAUGCUCCACAUGUUCCAGUACGUCCACAUCAUUUCAGGCAUCUUCUUCUACCUGAGCUCGGCCGCCAACCCCAUCCUCUACAACCUGAUGUCCACCCGCUUCCGUGAGAUGUUCAAGGAGGUGAUGUGUCACCCCGGCCAGCACCCGCCAGGCUCAUGCAAGCACUCACCCAGUGUCACCCAUGCCACCACCCGUAGCACUGAGUGUGAGCCCAUGCCCAGUGCCAAUGGGCUGCCCCUCUCUGAUGCUGAGGAGUACGAGAUGGAGGAAAUGAAGGAGCUGGAGGAGAUGGAGGAGAUGGAGGGUGGCCAGGCUGUCACACAUGCCACAUCCCUCUGCUGAAUAGCAAGAGGACAUGGAGGAACCAAAACAGCUUCCCCACCAUCAGCACUGGCAUCACCAUCACCACAGCAUCCAUCUGCAGGAUGGAGGGAAGCAAUGGGGCCGUGCAUCACCGUGCUGUUCCAGCAGGAGCAGGGCUACUUCUCCAGGUGUGCUGCCAGGCUGCUUCUCUUGGCUGCUCCAGGGAUAUGGAGACCAUCCCUUGCCUCACUAUGACCAGGCUGCAUUGCAUCCUCUGCACUCAUCACUGGGGCCAGACAAAGUGAGGACAUCAUGGUGUCACAAGGCCCCCCUCAUCCCCACCCUGCAUGAGCUGUUCCUCACCAAGAAUCACAAAUCAGAGCCAUUCUUCCUCAAUUUGUGCCCUAAUUGCAUUCCCUGGGACUCAGACCUGUCCCCAGUACCCCGCUAUCCUCCCACGUGCUGACAACAGUAAUAGGCACCGUCCCUUCAUCCCCCUCCUGCAUAUCCACACAUCUUUGUGCAAUAAAUUUGCCGGGGAAGGUGAUGAUGGCAGCU